Messenger RNA from Teleopsis dalmanni, 1536 nucleotides. RefSeq lists its product as uncharacterized. The record is from RefSeq and is a predicted model, not a curated record. Gene Ontology annotation, molecular function: nucleic acid binding. The coding region runs from base 1 to 1536 and encodes 511 amino acids. Gene Ontology annotation, biological process: DNA integration. The transcript is spliced from 3 exons. Lineage: Eukaryota; Metazoa; Arthropoda; Insecta; Diptera; Diopsidae.
AUGGAGCUCCAACCACAAAAAUUGGGACUAUUGAGUCCCAUUGUUAUACGGUGUAAAAUCUUAAUACAGGAAUUAUGGAUUCAUCAACUGGGUUGCGAUGAUCCAUUGCCUCCACUUCUAAACCAAUCAUGGAUACAAAUUCAAUCUGAUUUGGAAUAUCUUAACCACAUUGAAGUGCCAAGAUAUGUUUUAACAUCAUCAGCUUGCUACAGUCAGGUGGAGUCACGUCCCAGUAAGCAAAACCCAGCUGAUAUAAUAUCUCGAGGCUGUCGAGCAAGCGAGCUGAAGAAUUCGAUUUGGUUUUGUGGACCAAAGUUUUUGUCGCUUCAAUCAGCAGAAUGGCCAAAAGAAACAUCAAAAACUGAAUUUCUCGCAAAGGACCUUGAACAACGAAAACCUACAGUCUUGAAAUGUAGCAACAAUGGUAUCGAUGAACAUAUAAUCAAUAAAAUUAUUGACGAUUUUUUCUCAUUUCGUCGUAUUGUUCGAAUAAUAUCAUAUAUCUUUCGAGUCUUUAACAAAGUACCAAUAAACAAAACUCAAACCGUAAACGACGUGAGUCCAAUUACAGUGCGUGAAUUUCGAGAAUCAUUUUGGCGUAUUAUAUCACACCUUCAACAUUGUACAUAUCGCAGUGUAAUAUUAUCACUUCAAUCGGGUAAAAUCUUGAAUCCAGACUUGCAAAAACUAAACCUCUUUUUGGAUAAAACGGUCACUACAAGUGGAACAUUUAAUAUAAUUCGAGUAGGAGGACGAUUGACCAAUGCACCAAUAGGCUUUGAUGCAAAAUUUCCAGCUUUAUUGCCACGUGAUCAUCGGUUUGCUCAAAUUUUUGUGGAAUACUUACAUUGUAAACACAUGCACGUUGGACCUAAGGUUUUAAUUAGUCUAAUACGCUCUCAAGUAUGGAUAAUUAAUGCUCGGGAAGUAGCUCGAAAGGUAGUGCGUAACUGCGUUCACUGUUUCCACUAUAAACCGAAGCUGUUACAACAAAUCAUGGGUUCGCUGCCAGCCGAUCGAUUAGUUGCAAACCGACCAUUUCUAAUAUCAGGAGUUGAUUUAUGUGGACCAUUUUAUACCACAUAUCGUAUUCGUAGUAAAGUUCCAUAUAAAACUUAUAUUGCAAUUUUUGUCUGCUUUUCAUCAAAAGCAGUUCACACAGAAUUAAUAUCAGAUUUAUCCACUAAUAAUUUCAUUCUAGGCCUAAAAAGAUUCAUAUCACGUCGUGGACUGCCGCAGCGCAUUUAUUGUGACAAUGCAACAAAUUUCACUGGCGCGCAGACACUAUUAAAUAAAUUUAAAGAACAAUUUUUCAGUCAGCAAGGGCUUAGAGAAAUGCAAGAGUACAGCAACAAUACUGGAAUUGAGUUUAAGUUCAUUCCGCCAAGAGCACCUCAUUUUGGUGGACUUUGGGAGGCGUCGGUGAAAUCUCUCAAAACAAUAUUAUUAAAAAAUUUGGCGCAAUCUAGCCUAACUUACGAAGAAUUACAAACCGUGAUUAUUGAAGCUGAAGCGAUUUUAAAUUCCGGCCGAUAA